AUGGAGCUAGGAGGGGCUUUCACCAUCUUUCUGGCACUCUCCUUGUCUUGUCUACUCAUCCUCAUUGCCUGGAAACGGAACAACAAGGGGGGUAAGCUGCCCCCUGGGCCCACACCAAUACCCUUCCUGGGGAACGUGUUGCAAGUCCGUACUGAUGCCACUUUUCAGUCUUUCAUGAAGCUCAAGGAGAAGUAUGGUCCAGUCUUCACUGUGUACAUGGGUCCCCGGCCAGUAGUUGUUUUAUGUGGACAUGAGGCAGUGAAAGAGGCCCUGGUAGACCGGGCAGAUGAGUUCAGUGGCCGUGGAGAACUGGCUUCGAUAGAGCGAAACUUCCAAGGUCAUGGUGUAGCUCUGGCUAAUGGAGAACGAUGGAGGAUCCUCCGACGCUUCUCUCUGACCAUUCUUCGGGACUUCGGAAUGGGAAAGCGGAGCAUUGAGGAGCGGAUCCAGGAAGAGGCUGGCUUUUUACUAGAGGAAUUACGGAAGACCAAGGGUUCUCCCAUCGAACCCACCUUCUUCCUGAGCCGCACUGUCUCCAACGUCAUCAGUUCUGUCGUCUUUGGAAGCCGCUUUGACUAUGAAGACCAGCAGUUCCUGAAGCUGCUGCAGAUGAUCAAUGAGAGUUUCAUUGAGAUGAGCACACCCUGGGCACAGCUGUAUGACAUGUAUUCCGGGAUCAUGCAGUACUUGCCAGGAAGACACAAUCGCAUCUACUACUUGGUAGAAGAGCUCAAGGACUUCAUUGCCUCUAGGGUGAAGAUCAACGAAGCAUCUUUUGACCCACAAAACCCUCGGGACUUCAUUGACUGCUUCCUCAUCAAGAUGUACCAGGAUACAAAUAAUCCCCACACAGAAUUUAAUCUCAAGAAUUUGGUGCUGACCACACUCAACCUAUUCUUUGCUGGCACAGAGACUGUGAGCUCUACACUACGUUAUGGAUUGCUGCUAAUGAUGAAGUACCCUGAGGUGGAAGCCAAGAUCCAUGAAGAGAUUGACCAGGUGAUUGGACCACACCGGAUCCCAAGUGUGGAUGACAGAGUGAAGAUGCCCUACACGGAUGCUGUGAUCCAUGAGAUACAGAGACUGACAGAUAUUGUACCCAUGGGUGUCCCCCAUAAUGUCAUCCGGGACACUCAUUUCCGAGGCUACCUUCUGCCCAAGGGCACUGAUGUGUUCCCACUGCUUGGCUCCGUCCUCAAAGACCCAAAAUACUUCCGCUAUCCAGAUGCCUUCUAUCCUCAACACUUCCUGGAUGAGCAGGGCCGCUUCAAGAAGAAUGAAGCCUUUGUACCUUUUUCCUCUGGAAAGCGCAUCUGCCUGGGCGAGGCCAUGGCCCGCAUGGAACUCUUUCUCUACUUUACGUCCAUCCUUCAGAACUUCUCUCUACACUCGCUGGUGCCACCCGCUGACAUCGAUAUCACACCCAGGGUCUCAGGCUUUGGCAAUAUCCCUCCAACCUAUGAGCUCUGCCUCAAGGCCCGCUGA
Molecule: messenger RNA, 1485 nt
Organism: Neogale vison (American mink)
Lineage: Eukaryota; Metazoa; Chordata; Mammalia; Carnivora; Mustelidae
Product: cytochrome P450 2G1
Exons: 9
Coding region: 1-1485 (494 amino acids)
Biological process (GO): xenobiotic metabolic process
Cellular component (GO): intracellular membrane-bounded organelle; cytoplasm
Molecular function (GO): oxidoreductase activity, acting on paired donors, with incorporation or reduction of molecular oxygen, reduced flavin or flavoprotein as one donor, and incorporation of one atom of oxygen; iron ion binding; heme binding
Source: RefSeq, a predicted model, not a curated record